AUGCAGCUCGAUGCACGCAACUGGAAGUGUCAUGUGAUCCGGAAGAGAAUCGGCGGGCGGGUGAUCUGACUUUGGCAAUCAAUUCUGCAUAUAAAAGGAAGGAUACUUCCAUUGAUAAGCAUUGCACUGAAGAAGACUUUCAAGUCGAAACGCGUUUGCUGCACUGUUAUUUUAGGAUUUUAUGACGGUAGUGUAUAUCAUUGUUUUUACACACUGCUCAUUUAUAUGUCCUGUUUUUAAAAUAUAUCUUUUCAAAUAAUUACAUUGGAAUUAUCCCUGUUUGCCUGCCAACCUGUAAACAACAAUCCAAGCCAGUACUGGCACCUUGAAGCUGACAAUAUGGAGCCUGGCACGGCUCUACACUUAUUUUACUACCUUGUACCCUUAUCUACAGUGGGACAGUUUCUGUGUUAUAUACCGUAAAGUAUAUAUAUACACUUUUAUCCUCUUGUUGACACUUGGGUGUUGUGUAUAUUUAAAUAGUGGUUUAUACUCUAUUUUCUACUUGUCUAAGCUUUAAGGUGAUAGGAAAAACACCUUUUUUACAAAUACACCGAGUACUAAAUAAUUUUGGAAGCGCCUAUACACCUACUGGUAUACAGUAUAUAUUCUUUUUAAAAUUCCACUGGUUCUAACUCUAAUUUUUCUUAACUGGGUACAUUUUGCAUUUAUUCAAUAGCUCACACUCCUACUCUAUCUCGAAUAUAAAAUUUGGAUUAAACCAUGUUUCCGAUUACCCCAGCUUCAUAACCCGCUCAUUUUACUUCCCCUUUUGUGCUCUGAGAUGUGAUAACCAGCCCCACCUUAAAGUCUCCUGGCAUAAAACCAAACUCCAACAUCAUUGCUUAGCAUUACCUGGAGAGGAGAGGAUUAGAAAGAAUUCUAGUAAGUAUUUCAGAAACUUACACCAAAACUGUGCUUUUAAAUCAAUGGGCAAAAUACUCUAACUCAGGGGUGUCAAACAUGCGGCCCCCCAGAUGUUGCUGAACUACAACUCCCAUGAUUCCCUGGCUAUCUGUUUCAUUGAAAGAAUCAUUGUAGUUCUGCAACAUCUGGGGGGCCGCAUGUUUGACACCCCUGCGACUGAUAACACGUCCUUUUAACACUGUCUUAUUUCAAAUGUCUUCACAACCAGCAUAUCUGUUUCCUUGUUUUUGUUUUUUUAAAUUGUGAUUGUUUUUUGCCAAUUGGUAUGUCACGCACUAAAUAAUUAAUUGUUACCUUUAUCUUUUCAUUUUUUGACAGUAUGAUAUAUGUAGUUUCUUAAAAUCCCUCUAGUUUGUUGUUUUUUUUUAUCUCGAGAGACCAGUUUUUUCAGUUAUAAAGCUUCUCUAUCGCUUGAUUAAGAAGUAGGGGAAAAUAUUUAUAUUUUAAGUUUUAUAAUUUUUAGAGUUUCAAUGAUCUUGUUCAUAGUAUAAAUGUGUUUUAUGUAAUUUCUUUUUCCUUGCUAAGCUCCUAUACCUUAGCUUCUUUUUUAACUUUUCUUUUUCUAAUUUUCUAUUAUUACAUUUACCUUCUUGUAGAUAUUAUGCUUUCCCACUAUUUUUAACAUUUAUAUUUCUAUCUUGCAAGUUAAAAUAUAUCUAAAUCAGUAAUUGAAUAUUUUCAAGACUAUUGUAAGCCGACUUGCUGUUUAAUUUUUUUUUUUUUUUAACAAUAAAAUGACUGCUCUGAACCAAUAUAUGAACCAAUAUAUUUCAGUAUUUAGAAUUUUCACAAUAUACAAUAAACUAUAAACUCACACAAAGAGAAAGUUACAUACAGGAGAACAAACAUAACCACAGAACACAUGUAUAGAAACACUCAAGUACAGAAACACUUGCAUAGUUAUAUACAGGGCCGGACUGGCCCACCGGGAUACCGGGAAAUUUCCCGGUGGGCCGCGGCACCUGGGGCUGGGCUGACAGCCCUAAUCAUUGCUCAGGCUCCUCAGGCCAGGUGGCCGACACAGCUCACAUCAUAAAAAAAAAGGAAAUGUGGCGGGGGCGGAGUUACCGUGAGGCAGAGGCGGGGCUUAGCAUGUGACGGGCGGAGCUUACUGUGCGGCGGGGGCCUGGCUAACUGCAGCAUGGGAAGCAGGAAGGAGUCCCUGCUUCCCCAACAACCAGCCUCCAGGAGCUCCAAGCAGGAGGUAAGAAGGAGGUCAGUGUGUCUGUGUGUGACUGCCUGUGUGUGUGUGAUUGUGUGUGUGUGUGUGUGUGUGUGGACUGUCUGUGUGUGUGACUGUCUGUGUGUGUGUGUGUGUCUGUCUGUGUGUGACUGUCUGUGUGUGUGUGACUGUCUGCCUGUGUGACCUGUCUGUGUGUGUGUGUGGGACUAUCUGUGUGGUGUGUGCCUGUGUGUGACUGUCUCUGUGUGUGACUGUGUGUGACUGGUGUGUCUGUGUGGGCUGUCUGUGUGUGUGGGCUGUGUGUGUGUGUUGUGUUGGCUGUCUGUGGGCUGUGUGUGUGUGUGUGUGGGCUGUGUGGUGGUUUGACUGUCUGCCUGUGGGCUGUGUGUGUGUGGCUGUCUGCCUGUGUGUGUGGCUGUCUGCCUGUGUGUGUGUGACUGUCUGCCUGUGUGUGUGUGGCUGUCUGCCUGUCUGUGUGUGUGGAUGUUUGCCUCGGUGUCAGUGACUGUCUGACUCUGUGUGUGUGUGCGCACCUGCUAGUGAGGGAGCCUCUGUGUGUGUGUGCGUGCCUGCUAGUGAGUUUGUGUGUGUGUGUGUGCCUGCUAGUGAGUGAGCUUGUAUGUGUGUCAGUGAGCUUGUCUGUAGGGAUCAUAUGUGUGUGUGUGUGUUAGUGAGCUUGUCUGUAAGGAGCAUGGGUGUGUCGGAGCCUGUCUGUGGUCUGCAUUUGUGUACAGUGAACUUGUCUGUAGUAAGCAUGAGUGUGAUUGUGAGCUUGUCUGUAGUGACCAUAUGUGUGUCAGUGAGCUUGUCUGUAGUGAGCAUGUGUGUGUCAGUGAGCUUGUCUGUAGUGAAUCUGUGUUAGUGAGCUCUUCUGUAGGGAGCAUGUGUGUGUCAGUGGGCUUGUCUGUAGGGAGAGUGUGUGCGCAUCAGUGAGCUUGUCUGUAGUGAGCGUGUGUGUGUGACAGUGAGCUUGUCUGUAGUAAGCUUGUGUGUGUAUCAGAGUUUGUCUGUACUAAAUUUGUGUGUGUGCCAGUAACCUUGUCUGUGUGUGUCAUUGAGAUUGUCUGUCAAUGAGCCUAUUUGUGUGCAUCAGUAAGAUUGUCUGUGUCUGUGUGUUAGUAUGCUUUACUGUAUAAUUUAAUUACCCUAAAAGAACUAAUAUUUUGAAGAAGAAGAAGAAAUGUAUCAAUAAUAUAUAUAUAUAUAUAUAUAUAUAUAUAUAUAUAUAUACUGUUGCAUCACCAGGGCUCCAGUAUCCAGGCAAACUUAACUUUUAUUGAAAUAUUUAAGAGAAGAUCAAUGUUUCAGUAGUUCUUGUGGACUUUCGUCAUGAUCCUGAUGCAAGUCCACAACAGGGACUGAAACGUUGAUCUUCUCUUAAAUAUUUAAAUAAAAGUUACAUUUUAAGGAAAUCCGAGAGUGCAGCCAACUAUUUCAAUUGCCUAUAUAUAUAACACCCUACAUAGCACAAUGACUUAUGGGGCUGGCAUAAAUUUUUUUCCAGGGCUGCUUCGUAUCCCCAGUCCGGCCCUGGUUAUAUAUACACAAUGAUUACAAAUACACAAUUAUACAUGCACAAAAUCAUGUAUAAAUAUGCACAAUAUUGUGCACUAAUAUAUGCUUACUCAUAAACAUAUGGAGACAUACUUAAUAUCAUACACAAUGUUCAAUACUUCCACUUGGCUAGGGAAUAUUCAGCCAGGUUAAUAGAAAAUCAACCGAGUUAAGUAUAACAUUGACCCUCCAGGUUAGGACUGACAAGUAACCUCCAGGUUAGGCCUGUCUAUUAGACUAGAAUUAGAAUUUGUGCGCCCUGGUAUAAAUAUAUACUCACUCUCACAGACGUGCAGAUGUAGGCACAGAAAUAUAUUAUUAUAUGGAUACUGCAAACUGCCAAAGAUGAAAGCUUAGAGGUUAUAGCUCCAACAGCUAAUCACAAAAUCCCCUUAAGUCUAAAUCCAUAUUACUCCACUGUAAUACCUGAUCAUUUUCAUGGGGUACAUGAUGUAUCUCGUGUCAUUGCUGUACCAUGUGUUAAAAUUAUAGCACAAAACCAGACAAAAAGUAAUGCGCACUAUCCCAAAUACCUACAUACAUUUAAAUAACAGGUGUUUGUUUUUUUGUUGUUUUUUUUACCAAUGGCCAAUAAAGUGUAAGCUCACCUGCCCCAUCAUGGCAAUUCUUACACUAACAAUAGAUAAAAAAGGUUAAAAAUGAAUAAAAAAUGCUCCAAUCACCUUGUGUGGGUCACCCAAACCACACAGAAUUCAAUACUUAAAAGUGAAUAAACAAAUGGGCGAGAGCACACAAAAACGUAUGAAAUGUCACAAACAUGCAAGUUACCAUAAAACAGGAUAAAACCUGACCUGGGGGGCAGCCGCCGACUCGCAGCCACAGGUUUAAAUUGACAGACACACCAACACACACUCUGAAUGAUAGACAUACACUGACUGAUUUGAAUCACACUCACUGACAGAAACAAACUCACUAAGAGACACAUACUCUCAAUGACAGACACACAAUCUCACUAAUUUGAAAACACACUUACUGACAGACCCACACACUGACAAACAGACUCACUGACUGACACUGCACACUUUCAAUGACAGACACACAGUCUCAUUGAUUUGACAUAAACUCACUGACCAACACACUCACUAAUAGACACACUGAAUGACAGACACACACACACACACUGACAGCCCCACUCACUGACAGUAACACACACACUCUCAAUGACAGAUACAACAUUUCACUGAUUUGAAACACACUCACUGACAAAUACAUACACACACUCACUGACAGACACACACUCUAACUGAUUUGAAAAACAUGCACUGUCAGACACACUCACUGGCAGACACUGACAGACACAUGCACACAUACACUGACAGACACACUCACUGACAGGCACACUAACACACUGACAUACACAAACAGUGACAGGCACACUCACACAUUUACACAGUUUUGCAUACCUACUCACAAAUUAAUUCCAUUUCUUGUGGUUCUAUUUUUUUUGGCCCAUCCGGUCUCCCUACCUUUAGGAGAUCUGGUGUGGGUCCUCUCCCUAGGGUCCAGUGGGGAUCCAACAAUCUUCCAGUUCCUCUGCUCUCUCACAUGCUAUUUAGUGAUGCUGGGGCCAGAGUGAUGUCAUGUUUCGGCUGCCAGCAACAUCCAAAGAGGGUGUGCAAGGGAGCAGUGGGGAACUGGAAGUACAUCAUUAGAGCUCCCUCAUAACUGCUGCCGUAUGCCUUCUCUCUCUCUCCCCAUUUCCGACAUAUUUUAGCACGGUAGACACCUGCUGUUCAGGUAAGCAGGUGCCUACUCUACCUUAGUUAAUAAGUGCCUGCUUUGGGGGUGGGGGGGCUAAUGUAGUCAGUCUCCACCUCCUGGGCCUCAUGCGACACCUCAUUGGCCGCUCUGCAUGGUACACCUUGCACCAUCUGGUGCCUGGGCCCGGUGCUCCCUGUACAACUGACCAGGAUUAUGCUUCUGACCCUCUAAACACGUAUUAAACCUUUGUAGGGUUUAAAACAUAGCCUUUUGAAUGCACCGCUGUCACAGCACAGUUGUUCAUGAUACCAGUAUUUUAAAAGUCAACAUUUCAUGAUUCAUCAAUUUCAUUUCAUGUUUCUAAAGGGAAACCUUUAAUUCUACCAACAUUAUUUUAACAUAAUCUCAUAAAAAGUAGAAUGAAUGUGGGUUGCAUCACCCUAAAGAAGAGAGGUGCAGACAAUGUUCUAUACUGCAGGGGCCAAUAUGAAUAUAAGACAUCUUUAAAAAUGAAAAUGGCCUGCAGGUAAGGUAGCAAGUUCAUACAUUAAAUUGUACACAUAUUUCCCAUGACUUUAAAUAAAGUAUGUGGCAGCAAUAUAACUAUCGCUCAAUAGAAUUAACACUGCUAUUCAAUAAUUUAAUUGUAGACAUUCACCUUUUUACUUAAACCCAGUGCCUCAUCCAUCAGGAUUACUAUUUAAUGAAAGCCUUCACACAAUUUCAUUUCAUACUCACUAUUCAACUAUUUUGCAAUAGCUUUAACAUCACCUCAUGUUCUUCACAUACGAGGCACAAGAUAAAGAAAAGGUAAUAUUAAAUUGUACAUGGAGUACUUGUGAUUCUAUGCAGUUAUAAGAUGGAUUUCCUUUAGAAUUUGAAAUAGCUUAAGAAACAAUUUUUUACCACCACCCAAACUGGCUGUACCUAUAGUCUCCUUAAUCCCUAUAAUCACUUGCUUCUGAUAUCCCUUGAAAUUAGAUCUUUUUUUCUGUUAAAAAUGUUAACAUGAGAAAACAUAUGCAAUGUUAUUCCCUUACUCCCUCCCUCCUGCUUCACUAUCACCUCAUCACCUUAUUUAAAAAAAUAUUUCCACCCUCCUUCUUCCUAUGGGCAUGCACUCUGAGCUGGCUAAAUGGCCCAAUCUCAAGGAGGCACGGAGAGCCAUUUUGGGACCUGGAUUUCAGGUAAGUUUUAACUUUAUUUAAUACUUACCUUUAAGCUAACGGGGGGACCUAUAAUUUAAUGCCCAAUAGGGCAUUAUACAUUGAAUAGACAGACAUUUUAAAAAGGGUUGGCAUAACCCUUUAAAGUAAGAGAAAUUUGAUAGAACAGGUUUUUAGAAAUUGCUCCUUUUAUCAAACCUACAUCAGAAAUAAAUUAAAAACCUGGGAGAAAUCACAGAAAAAUUCACUGCAAACUGAAGAAUGUCCAUAAUGUAAAAUGUUUAUUACAGAAAAACCUCACUGUAGUUGGAUUGCCGAGGAAAAAAAUAAAAAUCUAAAUAUUUAAUAUUUUUAGAUAACAUUAGGAGAGAACAGGCUAGUUUUGUCUUGGGGGUCCGACAAUAAACAAAUAGUCGAAUAUGAGCCCAAACCAGCACAUAGUCCUUCUCCUUUUCUUAACUUUUAUACUAAUAAGAACUAAGAUACAAUAUUAAUUAAAAAAAAAAUACAGUUACAUAAUAUAUUUAAAUAUUGUGCACUGAGGGAAAAGUCCGUAAUCUUCACUGUAGCCUGGAGAUCAACUGCACUUCUAACCCAUUAUGGAUGAUUGGAGUCAGAUGCUUAGCACCAUGAAAGUUCAUCUCUAAAUUCUUUAUCUAGGUUUGUUUUUAAUGUUGCAGUUGUGGUUGAAUAUCAUUUUUAUAUCCCCUCCUAUAAUGCAUUUUGUUCUUUCAUUUUUAGAAUCCUUUCAGUACUGUGAAAGAAAAUCAGAUAUGGCCGCACUCAAUCUUACAACAGCUUCCAAAGAAUUAAUUACUGUUCAGCCGACUACUAUAAUUAUACCAUGGUUACACGAUGGCACUGGUGCAGCAUGUUUUAUCAUUUCUGUAGUGGGCUUCUUCGGGCUUAUUAUGUUCUUUCUCCUGAUCAUCAACCUAUGCAAUGACGAAGACACGAAUAUAGAAUCUAAAGAGAGCCAUCCAAAAAAAGAAGACUCCUCUAAAUUAUCUCCAAAAACGGUGCCUUGUUACAAGAAUACUGCAGCAUUCAUAGAAACCAAUAGGUCAAGAAAAGGCAGCGAAAAUCACAAGAAUACAGAACAGAGACAGAACAAAACUGCAACCACUACAAGCAAUCAAAAUGUUACAGUAGUCGUGUCAACAAUAUCUUAAUUGCUGUGCAUUUUUAAGAAGAGGACGCAUGAACGUAAAAUUACAUUUUUUUUAUUCCAGACUACUCAAGAAUUUCGUUCAGGGGUUGUCUUAAAAGAACAAUUUUAGGACAGAGUUCAGAGUUCUCUUUUUAAUAGAGCCAUGGACAGCGCAGAGAGACAUUCUACUGUGUUCAUG
This is a messenger RNA of Pelobates cultripes (western spadefoot toad), 7901 nucleotides long. The record is from the annotation of a GenBank genome assembly. NCBI's taxonomy places the organism in Eukaryota, Metazoa, Chordata, Amphibia, Anura, Pelobatidae.